UAUUCCCUACAAAGUGACGACUUGCAACAACAGCAUUCCUAACCACGUUACGAUCCUACUUGCACACUCCGCAAUGCAGUAGCACCGCUCGUCGAAUGCAAUGGCUGGUUCCUCUCCCGCUACACGUAGAUCUCGUCAAUGGUCCAACCCUCUUUCUAGUCCCCUUUCCGAAGAGCGCAACUCAGCGCUCAACCAUCAAGAUGCCCUCGCUGCCGCCUUAGCUGAACACGAUCGGGUUCGUGAGGUUGCUAUUAGAGUUUAUCAUGACUACGAGUUGCAGGAGGAGCGUCGACGGCUAGAAGAACAACAAAACAGUAUUUUAGAGCAACAGAGAAAAGAGGAAGAGCUCAUACGAGCUAAAGAACAACUUAGGAAAGAGGAAGAGCGUUUGAGAAUCCUAAAGGAAACGAAGGUCCCGGAACUACCGCCGGCACCGCCUACUCCUAUUCCCGCAGUUAACGGAUCGGCCCUUGCUACGAAAUCAGCAACAUUACCCGCAAAACCUGCCUUCCAACCUACUACGGCACCAGCGGUUUCAGAAGCGAUCCAAAAACCUAAAUCAUCCCUGUUUGGCCUUCACCAACCUGCUUCGCAACAGUCUCCCUUAACUAAUGGGGUCAAUGGACAGGCCAAUGGCACGGCUGGUAAGGUAGUUGAGCCAAGUUUACCGAAUACAUUUAGCAAACCUCAAGCGCAAUUAUUCUCGACACAAGCUAAGCCGGCGACUCCUCCGUCGAAUGCGUUGUCUAUAGCAAACCUUACCAAUAGCUCACCCCCCGCAAACGUCGAUCGAUACGUUCAGAUUCAUCGGAACUUGAAGAAGCUACGGGCGUCUCUUUUGCAACAGGCAAAGACAUCACCGCUCUUGAAGCAGCGUUUGGGGGACAUGCGACGAGAACUAAGAAAGAACAUGGGCCAACUGGUCGGCGAAAAGGGCGCAAAUCGUACACAGGCACGUUGUUUUGAAGUUGAUGGAGAUGUUGAUGACUAUGAUUCUAACUCCUCCGAACAGAGUGAAGCUAUCCAAGCACUACUAAACGAGUCACUCAGUGGCGCUGUUCCGAGCGAGCUGAUCGACCCGUCUGACUUCGUUACGGACAAGAGGGAACCCGUAGAGGGUGCCUUACGUAACGAGGCUACACUCCCUUCCCUAUUCCUAUAUCUCCUUAACCACUUUGCCAAGGCUGUUAUUAACCAGUUCAUCAAUGAAUGUGCCGCGCAGGCAAAGAAUGCAGAUCCUAUUGGCAUCUUGGUUGUGAUGAUCUUCUCGAAAGAACAGUACUCGUGGCGGGGCAAGUCACUGAUCGACAUCUUGAUGGCCAAGUACCGUGUGGCUUGUCCCGUUGUCUUUGGUUAUCAUGGUAGUGAGAAGACGGAAAAAGGCCGUCUUCUCCUAGGUUGGAAGAAGACCCCUGGAGGAUGGAUUCCCGAACAACAGCACAUUGACCGGAUGAAAGCGCUAGCAGCAGGUUUUGCCGCAAUUUCGUUGAGGAACUUUGUCAAUUCACCCAACAAAAAUCCGUACCCCCCGCGCAACUAUUGGACCGCUAUGGCCAAAAUAGUCAAUACGCCACCCGCGGAGGUCUCGGACACGCAAUGUGUGGUUCUCCGAUCGAUGAUCGAGGAAAGCGAGGAGAAAUUCAUUCAGUUCUACGGAAAUGCAGCGAUUGCCGCGUUAAGAAAGGCGUUGGUGGAAUUUCCUAGCACAGUGGUAGAGAAAACCCCCGGCGUUUCAGGCCUUCAAGUACUGGCAGAUCUCAUAAAGCGCGAUAUAGGAUUGGAAUUAUAAGAGGAUUAUGUACAGUACGCGAGGAAAGGCCGAUUCGGUGUUGGUAUAAGGGUGUUUCCAACCCCAUGUUUCUUAUGGCGUUUUGGGGACCUGGAACGGGACGUAAAUUAAACUAGCAUUAGAAGGCGUCCUGGGCUACUCAGAGAGGCCCUUGUC
Messenger RNA from Hypoxylon trugodes, 1945 nucleotides. Its product is annotated as GLE1-domain-containing protein. Gene Ontology annotation, molecular function: phospholipid binding; translation initiation factor binding; inositol hexakisphosphate binding. The coding region runs from base 101 to 1789 and encodes 562 amino acids. The transcript has 2 exons. Gene Ontology annotation, biological process: regulation of translational termination; poly(A)+ mRNA export from nucleus; regulation of translational initiation. Lineage: Eukaryota; Fungi; Ascomycota; Sordariomycetes; Xylariales; Hypoxylaceae. Gene Ontology annotation, cellular component: nuclear pore cytoplasmic filaments; nuclear pore; cytoplasm. The record is from RefSeq and is a predicted model, not a curated record.